CAGACACACACACAAACACCCUCACACACACUUAUGCACAUUCACACACACGCACUCAGAUUACAGGGCUCAGGGUUCAAUGAUUAACCAGGAAGAGAGAAGGAGAGAGCAAAAGAAAGCGCAACAGACGGAGAAGCAGAAGGAAGACAGAUAGAUAGAUAGAGAUACAUGACUGCCUGGUGCUCAGUCCUGGUGUUGACUCACUUUCCAGUCCUGUGCUCUGCUGACACUCCGCAUGGAGGAAAGCAGUGCCUUCGACCGGACCGUCCGGCUGAGUGACGGCACGCGCAUGCCCCUCUUAGGCCUGGGAACCUGGAAGACCACCACUGCAGAGGUGUUGCAGGGUGCAGUUGAGGCCGCGAUUGCCGCUGGUUACCGCCACAUAGAUACAGCUUACAGCUACCGCAAUGAAGUGGAGCUGGGGCGCGCCCUGCAGUCCAAGAUGAAGCAGGGCAUCAUUCGCCGGCAGGACAUGUUCAUCGUGAGCAAGUUGUGGUGUACGCACCAUGCCCCCUCGGAUGUGCCACUGUGUCUCAGCAAGUCCCUGAAAGACCUGCAGCUGGAGCAGCUGGAUCUGUACCUCAUACACUUUCCUGUGGCACUGCAGAAAGUAGAGGAUGAGCUCUUUCCCAUGAAAGACGGUAAAAUUCUCAGCACAGACAUUGACUACGUGGAUGUGUGGAGGGAGAUGGAGGCUCUGCAGGCCUCAGGUCGGGUGAAGAGUAUUGGUGUUUCCAAUUUCAACAUUCCUCAGCUUGAGAGGCUGCUGUCUGUGGCCAAGGUUCCUCCUGCGGUCAACCAGGUGGAGCUGCACCCCUACCUGGUUCAGUCAGAGCUGAUUCAGUUUUGUCGGGAAAGGAACAUUGCCCUCACUGCCUACAGCCCUUUCGGUUCCCCAGGAAGACCCCCGGAGCUCCAUCGUGGGGCCACUGACCCGGAGAAGCUGCUGGAGGAUCCCGUUGUUCAGACUGUGGCCAAGAAGCACAGACGGAGCCCCGCGCAGGUCCUGUUGCGGUAUCACGUACAGCAGGGUAUUGCAGUUAUCCCCAAGAGUGUUAAACCCAACCACAUCCUGGAGAACACCAAGAUCUUUGACUUCUCUCUGGAUGAGGAGGACUUCAGGGCGCUGCGAGGACUGAACCGAGGAUGGAAGGCCUGCGUCCUUGACUCGCUGAAAUCUCACCCCUACUACCCCUUCCCGUGAGAGUGUGCAGAAAGCUGGAAGUGUGGCACCUGGGAGAAGGAGCGAGGCAGAAAAAGGUGCUAGACCUAAGAACACAUCCCUUCUGAUGUAACAGAGAACAGGGAAUAACCUUCCUUCCAUCAUCAGCAUCACCACCGUUUUCUUCCCCACGAUCGUGUUCAUUAAUAUGUCUGACCCUGAAAAACUUACCAUGAACACUUCAAUAAA
Messenger RNA from Megalops cyprinoides (Indo-Pacific tarpon), 1411 nucleotides. RefSeq lists its product as uncharacterized. Gene Ontology annotation, molecular function: aldose reductase (NADPH) activity. The coding region runs from base 236 to 1204 and encodes 322 amino acids. The transcript has 10 exons. NCBI's taxonomy places the organism in Eukaryota, Metazoa, Chordata, Actinopteri, Elopiformes, Megalopidae. Gene Ontology annotation, cellular component: cytosol. The record is from RefSeq and is a predicted model, not a curated record.